GUAGCAAAUUUCAUUAGGAUAGGUCAAGAAAUGAGGGAGGGAGAAGCCCCUCAAUUUUCCCCAUUGACAAUAAUGUUUCCCUUCAUGCGCACCCGCUAUUAACGAGGUACAUACAAAGACUUGGAACUUUCGGAAAGUUUUGAACUUUUUGCUUCAAAAUUUGGAAAUGACUUUAGAAACAAAGUGCCAGUGCCCCUUACUUUCAAAGUGAGUAUUGAACCAUUUUUUUCAUGGAUCACACAUGCCUAGUACUUAGAGAUAAAAAUAUUUGUGUUUGUAGAUCCCAUUGGAGAGCGGGAAACAGACUGAGGUGAGCAGUCUCAGCCUCAACCUCAAUGGUCAGAACAACAACGGAGACAACGAAAAAGAUGACAGCAAGGAAGAAGACCCAGAGUUGAAAGAGUGGAAGAGCCGGUACCAAGAGGAAAAGCUCAAGGUGAUCCAUCUGGAGUUGGCGCUGGCCCAGAAGGAGAGGGAGUGCGAGGCCCUUUCAGAAAGAAGCAAGACCAUGAAGGAACGAGUGUGGGACCAGGUCCAGGAGAUCAACGAGCUCCUUCAAGACAGAGAUGGCGAGAGCCGCGGAUGGAAUGAGCUGAGCCAGCAAUACAGCCGGGACAACAUGGACGAGGACUACUAUCUCAACUUCUUGGCCGAACAAGUGAAAGAACUCAAGAGGAGAAAAGAGAGAACGGAGAAGGAGAAAACGGAGGAGAAAGGGUCUUCUCAGGAGCAAAUGAGCCAACUUAGAGAGAUCCAAUGGCCGGGAGUGGAGAAUGUCUCAAAGCUGGACAACGUGGCCAAGAAGCAGGUCUUGGCCGAGGAGCUGGCCACGCUCCCGGAUAAAUUUGAGGAGGCCAGGGGCGAAGCCAAGCACAGGGUGGAGGCUCUCGAGAGCGUGGCGCAGAUAAAGGAGAUGGCAGAGCGCAAGGAGUUACUGAGGGGCAAGUGUACGAGGAUGGAGAACACCACGAGGAUGGAGAACAUCGAGAGCCUGGGCAAGAAGGUGGAGGAGCGGAUAAAGGAGAUGGCGGAGAUGGUGGAGAAGGUGAAGGAGCUCUCCAAGGUUGAGCAAGAGAGGGAAGCCAAGCUCAAGAAGCUUUUCAGUGAAAUUCUGAACCUCCAGAGUGAACGCAGGGGCCCCUGGCUGCAUUACAAGAUGCCGCAGGCCACUGUGUCCUUAUGCCGAGAGGACAGGGAAAAUGAAGAGGACCUGAGGUAA
Molecule: messenger RNA, 1219 nt
Organism: Anolis carolinensis (green anole)
Lineage: Eukaryota; Metazoa; Chordata; Lepidosauria; Squamata; Anolidae
Product: eukaryotic translation initiation factor 5B-like
Exons: 3
Coding region: 509-1219 (236 amino acids)
Source: RefSeq, a predicted model, not a curated record